GGGCAGCAAUGUGGGGGGACUUGUGUCAACAGAUCCAUAGACUUGUCCUAGAUAGAACCUGGCAGAUCGUUCACUGAACGCAACAAAUCCUGCAAAGUAUGGCCCAUCUACGAGACUUCCCGGUGAAGGGCUCCAGAAUGGAUCCAGAACACCUGUUUACGAAGUUGGAGCGGAUUGGGAAGGGUUCAUUCGGAGAAGUGUACAAGGGCAUAGAUAACCGUACCAAGGAAGUGGUGGCAAUAAAAAUCAUAGAUUUAGAAGAGGCGGAGGAUGAGAUUGAAGACAUCCAGCAGGAGAUCACCGUUCUGAGUCAAUGUGACAGUCCUUACAUCACCCGCUAUUAUGGCUCCUAUCUGAAGGGAUCGAAGCUGUGGAUUAUAAUGGAGUAUCUGGGAGGAGGAUCUGCACUAGAUUUACUGAAGCCUGGGCCACUGGAAGAGUCCUAUAUUGCCACAAUAUUACGGGAAAUCCUCAAAGGCUUGGAUUAUUUGCACUCGGAGAGGAAGAUCCACAGAGACAUCAAAGCUGCAAAUGUAUUGCUGUCUGAGCAGGGAGAUGUGAAACUGGCAGAUUUUGGGGUAGCCGGCCAACUGACAGACACCCAGAUCAAGAGGAACACAUUUGUGGGAACCCCUUUCUGGAUGGCGCCAGAAGUCAUCAAGCAGUCUGCCUAUGAUUUUAAGGCUGAUAUUUGGUCCUUGGGGAUUACAGCUAUUGAGCUCGCCAAAGGAGAACCCCCAUACUCAGAUCUACACCCAAUGAGAGUUUUGUUCCUCAUCCCCAAAAACAACCCUCCAUCCCUACAGGGCCAGCACAGCAAACCUUUUAAAGAUUUUAUAGACGCCUGUCUGAACAAAGACCCUCGACUAAGGCCUACAGCACGUGAGCUGCUGAAACAUCGAUUUAUUCUACGAUACACCAAGAAAACCUCUUUCCUUAUGGAACUGGUGGAGAGAUACAAGCGAUGGAAAGCUCAGGGUCACCGUGAUGACUCCAGUUCUGUUGAGUCUGACCUAGAUAAUGAAGAUGAGAGGAAUCAGAACCAGACUCCUCACUGGUCAUUUCCAGAAACCAUGCGCCCCUCCUCCAUGAGCAGAUUGCAGUGGGGAUACCAGCAGCAGUCAGCAGAGGCAAUAAAGCGCCUGCCUCGGUCACACUGUCUAUCUGCCCUGGUGACCCCUGUGUUCCAGGAGCUAAGGGAGCAGCGCUGUGCUGGAGCAUUCGGAUCUGUUCAGGAGCUGGAGAAUGCCUUCAGUUUAGCGGAGGAGUCCAGUCCUGGAAUCACGGACCAGCUCAUUUCUCACUUGGUUCAGCGUGUGCAGAGGUUCUCCUCUUCAUCCUGAGACCACAUUAUUGCUGCUUCACUCAUUCCCUCUUCAAGCCUCAGUAUGAACUGGGGCUGUACUGUGACUGGGAAAGUUACCACCAUGGCAUUACUUCAAGUAUAGUAUUCUUUAUUUUUUUGAUUGUAACAUACAAAAUGUUUACCAUUAUGUCUCAUCAACCAGUACUCAUGUACAAAAUAAACUGAC
Messenger RNA from Nanorana parkeri, 1532 nucleotides. It is a transcript of the gene STK25, whose product is annotated as serine/threonine kinase 25. Bases 99 to 1343 code for a protein of 414 amino acids. Lineage: Eukaryota; Metazoa; Chordata; Amphibia; Anura; Dicroglossidae. The transcript has 11 exons. Gene Ontology annotation, molecular function: protein kinase activity; ATP binding. The record is from RefSeq and is a predicted model, not a curated record. Gene Ontology annotation, biological process: protein phosphorylation.